Messenger RNA from Boleophthalmus pectinirostris (great blue-spotted mudskipper), 5063 nucleotides. RefSeq names its product sorting nexin-1-like. The transcript is spliced from 15 exons. Gene Ontology annotation, biological process: intracellular protein transport; early endosome to Golgi transport. Gene Ontology annotation, molecular function: phosphatidylinositol binding. The coding region runs from base 25 to 1593 and encodes 522 amino acids. Gene Ontology annotation, cellular component: endosome; endosome membrane. The record is from RefSeq and is a predicted model, not a curated record. NCBI's taxonomy places the organism in Eukaryota, Metazoa, Chordata, Actinopteri, Gobiiformes, Gobiidae.
CAGCGCGCUGGCACAACACGGAACAUGGCGGCCAGCUCCCAGCGCAGUCCUCCUCCUUUCCCCGCAUCCGAGGAGCCAGAGACCGCGGGUUGUGGCGUGGCAGACGGAGACAGCGACGAGGGGGAGGACAUCUUCGUCAACAAUAGUAAGCCUGCUGCUGUGAGCCGUGGUGUCUCUAAGCCUGAGCAGGAUGAGCCCCCAGACCUGUUCAGUGAAGAGGCCCACAGCACUGCACCGCCCAGCAACACUACUACUGCCAAUGCCCAGUCUAACGGAGUGCACUCGGACGACGACAGCGACCUGUUUGCUGAUGCCCGUGUGGAGCUGAGCGCUGAUAAGAGCAGCUCUAGCUCUGCUGAUCCUCGGACCAUGCCCUUCACACAGGGCCCAGCUUCUGUACAGCCCACCUCCUUAGAGCAGCUGGAGGAGGAGGAAGAAGCCAAGGACAGUUUCGAUGUGGAUAUCUCUGUCACCAGUCCCGAGAAAGUUGGUGACGGCAUGAAUGCAUAUGUGGCCUACAGAGUGUCCACAAGGACGUCCCUGGCCAUGUUCAAGAGUAAAGCCUUCUAUGUGAGGAGGCGCUUCAGUGACUUUCUGGGUCUCUAUGAGAAGCUGUCAGUCAAACAGUCUCUUCAGGGCUGCAUCAUCCCUCCUCCGCCCGAGAAGAGCGUCGUAGGAAUGACCAAGGUUAAAGUGGGAAUGGAUGACCCGUCGUCAGUGGAGUUUGUGGAGAGAAGAAGAGCUGCUUUGGAGCGAUACCUUCAGAGAAUCGUUUCUCACCCCAUUCUCCUGCAGGACCCAGAUGUGCGGGAGUUCUUGGAGAGAGAAGAUCUCCCCAGAGCAGUGAACACCCAGGCCCUGAGUGGAGCCGGCUUCCUCAAAAUGAUCAAUAAGGCCUCAGAUGCUGUCAACAAGAUGACCAUCAAGAUGAAUGAAUCGGACACAUGGUUUGAGGACAAGUUCCAGGAGGUGGAGAAUGAGGAGCAGCAGCUGAGGAAGCUCCAUGCCGUGGUGGACUCUUUGGUCAAUCAUCGGAAAGAGCUGUGCAUGAACACGGCGGUGUUUGCCAAAAGCAUGGCCAUGCUGGGGAACUCCGAGGACAACACGGCCCUGUCCCGUGCUCUGUCCCAGCUUGCAGAGGUGGAGGACAAGAUGGAGCAGCUGCACCAGGAGCAGGCUGCCAAUGACUUCUUUGUGCUGGGAGAGCUGCUGUCUGAUUACAUCCGCCUGGUGGGGGCAGUGAGGGGCUGUUUUGACCAGCGCAUGAGGGCGUGGCAGAGGUGGCAGGAGGCUCAGAGCACACUGCAGAAGAAGAGAGAGGCUGAGGCCAAACUGCUGUGGGCCAACAAGCCUGAGAAACUGCAGCAGGCCAAAGACGACAUCACCGAGUGGGAGUCCAGAGUUACUCAGUAUGAGAGAGACUUUGACCGGAUCGGCAUGACAGUACGCAAAGAGGUCCUCAGGUUUGAGAAGGAGAAGGUAAAGGACUUCAAGAGCCAGAUAAUCAGAUACUUGGAGUCUAUGCUGCAGUCGGAACAAAGGCUCAUAAAGUUCUGGGAGGCAUUCCUACCCGAGGCAAAAGCAAUAGCCUGAUGAGGACGGGGCUUCUUUCUAAGACCUUAACUGCCUUUUGAACACUUUACCUCUUCGUGUGGAGCUGAGAGGACCAUUUCAACCACGACUUCCAUCCAGUUAACUCCUCUUUCCUUUUAACCACAUUUUAACAUGCAUUACUUUUCUAUACUGCCCUGUGACUGUACCCAACAUUUCAACGUUCAGUUUUGAAAGACGGGAAGAUUGUCUAGCAGCAGGGAGAGUAGGUCUGUCACGAUAACACAUUUUGAAGUGUGAUAUAUUUCUAAAACUAUUAUAUAGAAAAAGGUAUAUUUAAACUACUCUGUACCACUGAAUAACACAAUAACCUGUAAACGUGCACUGUGUAACUUUCUGGUUGGGGGGGGUCCGUCAACUGCUUGUUUCUAUGGAAAUGUCAUUGCUCUGCCUGGAAUGUUCCACAGUAUGACAUUAAACAGCUCUAUCUUACAUUUAUUCAAUUACAGGUGGUUUUACAGCUCAAAAAUAUCUAGAAAAACAGGCAUUCUGACUGUGAGCGGGAUCGCCUCUCCACAGAUCUGACCUGUAAGCUCUGGUAUGGUUUUCAUAAAGAUAAAUUUUUCAUGCCAUACUGUGAAACAUUCCAGACAAAGCAUUAACAUUUUCUUGAAGAAAAGCAUUAGAUGGACCUCUACCAGAAAAGUUACACAAUGCACCUUUAAAGCAGGAUAAUCCCAGCCUAAGUCCUUUUAUAAAUGCAUACUAUUAUGUAAAAACCAUGAGCUGCAAUAAAUAAAGCGCAGAAUGAAACAUCAGUAGGUAGUUAAGUGGCCUGAAUGAUUUGCAAUUUAUGUUUUAGAAACUGGAUUCUGUUCAAAGUUCACAUUUUAAAUGCGUCCAGAAGAAUUGACUGGAAUAUGAACUGACAAACUAAUACAAGAAUUUCAGAAUUUCUAGAGAUCUAAACUGCAGAGUUAGCAGAUUUUAUGCUGAAUGAGACGGGACAUUUUGUUGUUUGUGGAGGACAUUAUGGUACUUCAAAAAUUGCAGCCUUUGUGAUUUGCCAAUUUUGUCCAUUCAGAUUGCUAUUUUCAUUUGAUUAUGAUGAAAGAGGGGCUAUUAUGCUUUCAACCAUGUUCUAAUGUUCUUAGCUCAUCAAAAACAUGCCUAAAGAGGUUUUAGAUGUCAUCAAUCCUGGGCAGUAUUGAAACCUUCCUUAUUUUUAGCAGUAUAAUUCUGUACAAGACUCAGCCCACAAGCCUACGUACCCAUACAAAAGCAUGAUACAAAACAAUACACUACAACUUCACAAACCUGUCAGAGCAAAGGUAGGGGUGGCAUGUUUUCUGUGAUUAUAGCAUUUUAAAACCUAAAAGGUAAAAUGGUGAUCUAAGUAUAUUAUGUGUGAGCCUGGAAGUAAAAUAGCCCUUCUUUAAUCUUAGUUACAAUACAUAGAUACAAUAAUCAGUAAAAGUUAGAGGUGUAUUUAAACCCCUACAGAGCAAAUCUCAUGGUACUACAAAACAUAACAAAAAUCCCCCACUACUGCAAAGAUGUACACAUGAUCAUUACAUUCCAGCUUUCCUAUUUUAAACAAUAGUUUGAUACAGUAAUUAUCAUGACAGGCUUACAAGAGAGGAUAUGAGAAUUGCCACUGCAAGUUAGUGUGAUAUGUAUUUAUGUUGCUUUGCUUAUAAUAGUGUAUGAAGGAAUUAACACUCGAGGUACUGCCCUAGACUAACAUGUCAUAGUUUACACUAGAAAUAGACUUAUGCAUUCCAAACUUUAACUUUGCUACAACAAUGCAUGAUAACUUUUGAUGCACUAAAAUCUGUUGUACAAACUGAUUUCUACAUAAUCACUCUUUAUGACAGUGAUGGCGCAUUGUUACUGUACUAAACAUUACACAUUUCAUAUACCAUACAAGUUUUACUAAAGAUGCACUGUGUAACAUUUCUGGUUGAGGUUUCGCUGCUUGCUUGUAUCCAUGGAGAUGCUUUUGCUUCGCCUGGGAUGUUCCGCAGCAUAGCAUUAAUUGUGUCUAUCUUUAAUGUAUUUUGCCCUUUAUUCAUACUUUGCAGCUGACGCCAUUAACAUUCCCUGUUGGUGUGAUUCUAACUGUAGGCACUGCUCAGUAUGAGGUUUUGUUAGACUUUAAUCUGAUCUUUAUUUUCACUCCAUCUGACCAGAAAGAACUGACUUGGUUAUUGGUUAAGUUUUUUGUUUUUUUUCUAGAGCUUUCAGAAUAUCUUAGCACUUUUUUGGCUGUGUUCAUGUCUCCAUGGUAACUGUUCAACAUUCUGCCAUAGAAAUACAAGCAGAACAUCCCCAGCAAGUCACUGCAAAGUAUCAGUUGCUCAAAAAUACAUCGAAAAACAUGGAUUCUUAUUGUGAGGGAAUCGCCUCUGUACAGAUCUGACUUGGCCUGUUGCUGUCAGUUGUCUUCAUGGAGAAAGACAAUUUAAUUCCAAACUGUUGAACUUUCAAGGGCUGGCAUUGCAAUAACAUCUCCAUGGAGACAAGAUGAUGGCAUAACCUCCACCGAAAAAGUUACAUAAUGCACCUUUAUAGGACCUAUAUUGCACAAUUUUCUGAUCUAUGUUAUAAUGUUGAUUCUUCAUCAAAAACAUACCUCGACUUUUUUUUUUUUAUUAUUCAUACAUGUUUACCACACGAAUCCUGCAUCUCUCAGACAGAAAACACUCUCUGCCAUCUUGUGAUGUCAUGUGGUAAUACAGGAAAUGCUUCACUGUGUUUUUAAACUCCAUACACCUUUACUGUGAUUUAGAUAAUUUCAGCCCUGAACAAAUAGUAAAAAGUAGCUGUUAACUUGAAAACUACUGCUACAUGAUAUCACAAGAUGGAACAGAGCAUUUUGAGAUUUGGAGAUGUAGACAAACUAAUAAUAAAGGGUUCACUCAAUGAUUCAAACAUGUGUGAAUGAAAUGAAACAAAACACAACUCAGGGUAUGUUUUGAUGAGGUAACAAAAUUAUAAAUGUAAAGCUCACAAGAGUAAACUUUGCGUAAUAAAGGACCUGUAAAGUAUUGAAGAAAAAUAUGGUCAGAACUUUUCAAACGUUGCAAGGAAUCUGAACUGGAGAAUCAGUUACUUGUAUUUUUUAAGAUAAUGUACUUGAUGAAAAAUGUAAUGUUAUUUUCACAAUCAGUAGGUCUUAACUGAAUUUUGUUGGAGAGACUGAGGAGCCAUGACUUUUUGUAUUGUCGAAGGAUUUGCUGCCGAAUGUUUACCGUUGCAUAGAAAUUGUUACCACUAAUUUGUCAAGUAUUUCCAAGUUUCACCGUGUUACAAAAUUAGUUUAUCAUGAAUAUUGUAAAACCUUCAUGUAAUACUGACCUAAACUUAUUUUUCAGAUUUGUAACAGCGAGUCUGUCAUGUCAUAUUUGUGUCAAAAUGUGCUUUAUUUUUGUAACCACUUUGCAUUGGCACACACUUUCCCUGGAAAUGCUUUACAGGUAGAUGUACAAAAUAAAUACAAUUGGAUAAAA